AUGGGAAGUGUUUUUUUACCGCAUUUGAAAACAGGAUGGCACGUGGACCAGGCCAUUCUAUCAGAGGAUGACAGAUUAGUGGUGAUCCGUUUUGGAAGGGAUAGCGACCGCGAUUGCAUGAUCAUGGACGAGCAGUUGUUUGCUAUUUCUGAGAAGAUCGUCAAGUUCGCGGUGGUUUAUUUGUGUGACAUCGACCAGGUCCCGGACUUCAACACCAUGUACGAGCUGUAUGAUCCGAUGACCAUCAUGUUCUUCUUCAGAAACAAACACAUGAUGUGCGAUUUUGGAACAGGCAACAACAACAAGCUGAAUUUUGUGCUGGACACCAAACAAGAGCUGGUGGACAUUAUCGAGACGAUAUACCGUGGAGCAGUUAAGGGCAAGGGUCUUGUGAUCAGUCCGAAGGACUACAGUGGUAAGGUUCAUGGCCAGUGA
Molecule: messenger RNA, 435 nt
Organism: Kuraishia capsulata CBS 1993
Lineage: Eukaryota; Fungi; Ascomycota; Pichiomycetes; Pichiales; Pichiaceae
Exons: 2
Coding region: 1-435 (144 amino acids)
Biological process (GO): mRNA splicing, via spliceosome
Cellular component (GO): U5 snRNP; U4/U6 x U5 tri-snRNP complex; spliceosomal complex
Source: RefSeq, a predicted model, not a curated record